Symsagittifera roscoffensis is the source of this 4446-nucleotide messenger RNA. RefSeq names its product supervillin-like. The transcript has 18 exons. Gene Ontology annotation, cellular component: actin cytoskeleton; cytoplasm. The record is from RefSeq and is a predicted model, not a curated record. Bases 30 to 3605 code for a protein of 1191 amino acids. Gene Ontology annotation, molecular function: phosphatidylinositol-4,5-bisphosphate binding; actin filament binding. Gene Ontology annotation, biological process: actin filament severing; actin polymerization or depolymerization; cytoskeleton organization. NCBI's taxonomy places the organism in Eukaryota, Metazoa, Xenacoelomorpha, Acoela, Convolutidae.
AGGGUUGAAAUGUAAAGGUUGAAGCAUCGAUGGCGUCAUUUGACGAUGAUCGAGCGGAAAUAUUGUCCAAUGAAAAGGACUCGCAUGGACUUAAAAAGGGGAGUCUUGCAAGUCGUUUGAAGCUUCUGAAUGAGUCAAGACAAUCAUGGCAGGAACGAGUGCGAACAGAUGACAAAGACGAAGCGGCAAAUCUAACCACUGCUGUGAAAACAGUUCGUCUGAAAGAACGGGCCAAAAGCGUGUUUAUGGAGAGAGAUGUUGAGAAAGCAGCAACUGUUGGAGGUCGCAGGACUUCCAAGCUCGUCAGAAGAGGAUCUUCAUAUUCGAAGAAAGAAAGGGAACGAAAAUUCAGGGCGCAACUGUCGACAGUGCCUAUCAAGUUAGACGACACCAGUGCCAUCAAAGUUCCAGAACUCCCUUGGACCAAGGGUGCAGACUCUUCAGGUCCAACUCUGAAACAGAUCAUGAAACAGUCUAUUCAAUCAAGAGAGGGCGAGUCGGAUUCAUCUCAGACUCAGACGAAUGUAGUGACGAACGAGGUCGAAGUAUUUGACCCCAGUUUGGGGUUGAACUCUUUUUACGAGUCAGCAGUAACCAGUAUCAAUGACAAUCCGAAAAGCAGUGAAGUUGACAUCGACAAUCUCAAUCGAGGUGGCAGUGUAGAUGAUGAUGGUGCUAAUUUGUGCUCACUUCCUCAUUCCAAAGAGGUGCCAUUUGAACAAGAUGAACUAGGCGUGGACGCCGAGUUGCCAAAGCCUUUGCCUCCAAUAGGCGCUCGAGUAGCCAGGCCUGCACGUCCAAAAAAGAAACCGCCAACGAAGGCUGCCUUAAACAAUCCAGCGGCUCGCUUGAGCUAUGUCGAAACAGCUACUUCGCUUGAGGCUACUGCGAACAAACAGAAUACACCAAGUGCUAUUCACGUGGAGGGUCUCAACCCGGCUCAGAGACGAAGUAUUCUCACGGAAGCUGCCGUGAAAGGGUUGGAGGCGAAGGAGAAUUUCGGGUCGAUCAAGUUGACGAAAAUGGAAACGAACAAAGUGAAACAUGAAAAUCGCUCUUUGAAUCCGUAUAACAAUGCUCCUAUGUUGAUGAUGGUGAAGGGAAGAUAUCAUGUGCAGGUACGUCUGGUGGCGCCAACCGUGCGUUCCAUGAAUGAGUCAGACUGCUUCGUGGUUGUAACCAAGACAGACGUGAUGGUAUGGAAAGGUCACGUGAGUAACAUUGUGGAACAGAAUAAAGCGAUGGAGUUGGGAAAGUUGAUUUGUGACAGGAAACAACUGGGCUGUGAGGCUGAUACUUUUGAAGUGAUUGAGAGUGGAAAAAAUUUGUGUGACGAAAAGGCGCUGAAGAAGAAGUUCCUGAGGAUUUUAGCUUCUGCAAAUGACAAUCAAUUCGAAGAGGAAAGUAGCAUGAUGAGUGUGUGCGAAGAUGUUGAAGCAGAAGACGUGUGGUACGAGGACUGUAUCACAGCCACGAAUAAAGUCUAUGAAGUGGACACUACGAACAACAAUGCGGCCCUGUUUCUUCUCUUAGAUAGCAGCUGCACCUCCCUUUCACAUAGUCUACUGCAGUCGGACAAGAGUCUGGUGUUUGACUUUGGAAGUGAAGUGUAUGUGUGGUUCGGAAAAGAUGCCACUGUUAGGGACCGUAGCAUUGCUCCCCUUCUAUUGACCCAACUGGUGGACAAGGGCUAUGAUUACAGGAGACAAGAUGGAACGCAGGACAAAUCAGUCGAAUAUGUUCUGUGUCCUCUUUACCCGCUUGAUGACGACACGCCCCUCUACUCUGAGAAGAGACCGGCCUGGGUGAUCUGUGGGAAGGUGAAUGAGAAUAUGGAAACACUUCUGUUCUCCAACAAGUUCGCAGACUGGCCAGAGACUGGAUUCAUGAAGGAAGUCAGAACGGCUAAGAACUUCACGGACGAGAAGUUUCAGAAGAUAGAGUUGAACCCUAUCCGGGACUAUGACUUCCGGGAGCUGAUGAAAGCGCAGGACCCCUUAGAAAAUGGGCUGGUUGUAGAGGCAGUCAACGUGGGCAGAGGGGACUACUGGAAGGACCCCAUCGAACUCAGAGCCCACAAAGUGAUCACUACAGGAGUGAAGUGUUGGCCUGUGAGUGGGAGUGAAUUGAGGUCGCCUCUAGACGAAACAGUAGACCACGUGGGGCUGUUUAGAGACGAUGAAAUUUACAUUGUCAGGUGGAGCUUCUACACUGAACUCACCGGCAUCAGAACACUGAAAGGCGUGAAGCAGCGUGAAAAUAUGACAAAGCAGCCACCUAAGGACGAGAAAGUGGCCUACUUCUUCUGGCAGGGCAAGCGAGCUAGUAAGCUGGACCUGGGAACCUCGGCUCUGAAGGUGGUGGAUCUGGACUUGGAGGGUGGAAAACAGAUGCGAGUGGCUGAGAGCGAGGAGCCGGCUGCAUUCCUCAGACUGUUCAAAGGACAUAUGCUAGUUCAGAGUUCUGCUGUGUUGGAACGAAAUCCAACUUUGAGACUGUUCUACGUGCAGGGACCAUGUGACGAAGAGAGACAUCUGAUAGAAGUGGAACACAUCAAAGACUACUUGCUAAGACCCUACUUGUGCUACGUGGCCUUAAAAAUCAACUGGCAGGAGCGAAACUGUUGUUACGUCAUAAGAGGACCCUUAUGUAAUAGUGCCGAUGCGGAGUUUGCGAAGCGUGAAUCGUCGAACUUUCUGGAUAAUAGAGCUGGCAGAAAGUUGAUUGUUUCAUCAACUGAAUCGACAAUUGUUGAAGAAAUGUCUUGGAGUGAUCUGAAAUCAGCCCCGAAAGAGCUGUGCAGACUUUUGCCUCAGAUAAGCAAGGAUGAAUUUUUUGAGACCCAAUCAAAUUAUCGCAAAAGACUCAUUCUUCUCACAAGUGUGACCAGAAAGGCAGGUAGCUUCGCUUUCCAGGAAGUCAACACGCCUUUUCAUGAAUCAGGGUACCAUUGCAGUUUGCCGUUCAUACAGACGCAGCUUUAUCAUCAAAUACAGCCAGCAUUCCUUCUUUACGACUGUGGCAACUAUCUAUUCCUCUGGCAGGGACCAGCCAGUGCCAACCACCCCACAGAUAGCCAAGGAGCAGUGGACUGGCUGGAACAGAGACGCAGUGUCAAUUCAUCUCCGGAACACUCUGAACCCCAGGGACGAAUCUCACCCGAAAGUCCAGUCGCGGGAUCUGUGAACAGACGUUUCAUCGCUGAACGAAAGCGGGCCCUGGAGACGGCAAAGAAUUAUGCCCAAGAGAAGAGGAUAGAGAGUAGUCGCUGUCUUUACGUGGAAGCAGGACAAGAGCCUCUCAGUUUCAGACUUCUGUUUCCCUGGUGGAAUGCAGAACAGACAGGAGCUGAUAUGGCUGGGGAUGGCACUGUGAGUAGUGGAAUGGUGACAAUUGAGGAGAAGAUGGUUCAGUUGGCCUCUGUCUGCUACUCUCUGGAGGUGCUGAGGAAGAGACCUCUUCCCUCAGAUGUGGAUCCCCUCAGGAUUGAGGACUGUGUCAAGGAAGAAGACUUCGAGGGAUUAUUCAAGAUGCCGAGAGACAAGUUCGAGUCUCUGCCUCAAUGGAGAAAAACUGAGAUGAAGAAAAAAGCCAAUCUGUUCUGAAGUGAAUAUGUCUUAUGCUAUUUUGAAUUGAAACAAUCUGUUGCCUGUGCGAAAACCAAUCAAAAACCAUGAUCUCUGAUUUUUCAUGACCAAUUUUUGGGUGCCAUUAUAGAUAUUGUAAGGUUCAUCAAAAAAGGAGUAUUUUCUUACCAAGCUACUCGUUGCUUUACUGAAGCUAACAGCCUACUUUCGGGUCAUUUUCCACGAAGAAUCUCAGCUUUAUUCGAAAAGUUACUGAAUGAAUAAAAUGUUCGAAAUAUGUUCACGGCUGAGCAAGUUAUGUACGAUGGAAAAUGUCUGAUCACUAUCAACUACUAGCAAUAUCAAUUUAUGUUAUCAUUGGAUUGAACUUAACUCUAUCUUCCUGACUGCGUUCAAUUUAGUUGAUCAUUUACACCUGACUAUUUGAUACUGGGAUAAAUGCUAGUUUUAGAAACUGAUCGAUAUUAUGAUUUGAUAGCUGUUUGAUAGCUAAGAUGAUUAUUUUGAUACUUGAAUCACAGCUGCCUUGAUGGCACAAUUGCGCUAUACUGACCUACAGAAAGGCAUUAAUUUAGAAAUAGAUUAACUAUGUUAAUUUUCUAUUACAGAUCUUUAUUAUGAUGACAAUAUUUUGCUUCUGAGAUUAAAAAUAAUAAAAAAAAAGUUGAUAAAUGCAGCUUUUCUGGAUAUGAUUUGGUAAUGACUAUCGUUACGUUGAGUCUUCCACUGAAACCAGAUAGCAGAACAUUCUUAACUUGAAGAGCAGUUUAACGGGGGUUAUCGAUGUUCUCAAUUUGAAACCGUGAUGUGUUACUGUUGUGCAUGUUCUUCAAUUUUGACUUGGACUAAAGUUAUGAGA